Molecule: messenger RNA, 1446 nt
Organism: Striga asiatica
Lineage: Eukaryota; Viridiplantae; Streptophyta; Magnoliopsida; Lamiales; Orobanchaceae
Source: the annotation of a GenBank genome assembly
AUGUCUGCCUUAAUUCCGGAACUCUGGGAUUCGAAUCGUCUCUCUUUUAUCCGCCACGUCUUGUCCCCUUCCAGGUUGGUGGCGGGGAAAUUUUCAAAGGAAAUCAUCAAGCCCUCCUCACCAACACCUCAUGACAAGAAACUCCACAACCUCUCGUUGCUCGAUCAAAUCGUCCCGCCAUUUUUCGUUGCCAUGGUCUUUUACUAUCCCAACCUCGAUAAACCGCCCAAAACCUCCGAGUCCGUUUACGAAACCACCCAAGCCCUUAAACAAUCCCUCUCCAAAACCCUAUCCCGCUUUUACCCCUUAGCCGGAAGGAUCCGAGACCAGUUCUCCAUCGACUGCAACGACGAGGGCGUCCCCUUCGUCGUAACCAAAUUCCACAAAAACCUCACAAAUUUCCUCAGAAAUCCCGAGCUUUCGGCCGAUCGGGCCCACCUCCCGGGCCAGCUCAACUUGGACGAUCCCGGCCUGGGUUCCGAGGUAGCCAUGUUCCAAGUCAACCAUUAUGAGUGCGGAGGCAUCGUGAUUGGCGCCCUUUUCCACCACAAGCUGGCCGAUGGGCACUCAAUGGGCCUUUUCAUGAAAGAUUGGGCCUCCAACACCCGCGACCCGCGGGCCUUGCGGCCCGGUCCGAUCUUCGACUUCAAUUCCUUUUUCCCACACAACCCGGCCAUGAAGAGGGACUCCCACGUGUACACCGUCGUGAAGAAGUAUUUCAAGGUCGGGAAGCCCGUCAUCAGACGCUACGCGUUCAAUGACGUGGCAAUAUCCAAGCUCAGGGCCAAGCUGGACGGUGGGCCCGCCCGGCCCACGAGGGUCGAGGUCGUGACAGCUGUCGUAUGGAAAUGGUUCAUGGCGGCCGUUGGUGCACGUGGGGACGAUAAUAAUAAUCCGGUGCCCCUCUCUGUCAUCACGCAUUUGGUCAACAUGAGGAAGAAGGUUGACCCGCCUUUUCUGGAGAACAGCUUUGGGAACUUCGUCUGGCUUCAGCCCGUCACGAGCCCGAACGACGGGCCCUGCAGAGACUUGGCCCGACUUUUUGGCAAGGUGCGUGGGGGAAUAAGUAAGGUGGAUUCAGGCUUUGUCGAGAGGAUGGCGGGCCGAGAUGGGUUCUCGGGCUAUGUGGAGAAUGUGAAGGACACGUGGAAGGAGUUUCCGGAGAAGGCGGAUUACGUGUCGUGCUCGAGCUGGUGCAACUUCGGGCUUUACGGUGUGGAUUUCGGGUGGGGAAAGCCCGUUUGGAUUACGAAGGGCCAUGCGGAUAGCGAGAGCGAGUGGCCGUUUUUGAAUGUGCUUUGGCUUAUGGACACGAGAGGAGGGGACGGGAUUGAGGCGUGGUUGACUUUGGACGAGCACUAUGCGGCGGCGUUUGACCAGGUCAAAGAGUUUCGUGAUCUGGCUAUGGUCAACCCUAGCCCGUUGGAUCUUGCAGGCAUCAAUUAA